Messenger RNA from Truncatella angustata, 1542 nucleotides. RefSeq lists its product as uncharacterized. The coding region runs from base 1 to 1542 and encodes 513 amino acids. Lineage: Eukaryota; Fungi; Ascomycota; Sordariomycetes; Amphisphaeriales; Sporocadaceae. The transcript has 2 exons. The record is from RefSeq and is a predicted model, not a curated record.
AUGCCCGACCCUGGCCCAUUGCGUGUACGGAGAAGGACAACGAAGGGCGCAUCAGAUCCCGUCCUCCUCCGCUGGAUCUACCCUAAUCUUACAGCCAAAACACAGGGUGCUGCGACUGUUCCAUUGCAGCCGGCCUAUUACAAGCUUACGGAUUCUGAGACUCCCUACUUCGACUAUUUCCGAGUGGUUGUAGCCACCGAUUUGGGCACACAGACUUAUGGCGUCUCUGAAUUUUGGCACCGGACCGUCCUGCGUGAUGCGCUGCAAAACCGGUUCGUCCUCGACGCCGUCAUUGCGAUUGGGGCAUUGUCCCGAGCUGUCAAAUCACGCACGACAGGCUACGACACCGACUGUAACACGUCGUUGGACAAUGGCGAUUACCACAUGCACUAUUCCCGAGCUCUAGUGCACUAUGCAAGGGCCCUCGCAAAGUAUCGAAGCCUUCUAGCUAAAGAGUCGACGGCCACGGUGGCACCACGAAAGAUUCUCAUCGCGACUUUGCUUGUCACAGUUUUUGAGGCUAUGCAGGGCAAUGCAUAUGGUGUCGAUGCCUUUACUGCAAAAGGCAUUCUGGUGCUGAAGGAUGUGAUCAUGCGUACGAAAGCGAAUAGCACUACCUCCCAUGCUGCAUCUGCGCUGGAUGAUCAGGGAGUCGAGGAUGCUGAAUUCUAUCUGGCACGUCGGGCAGCUGUGGCAUCUUUGUUAUCUCCACUGUAUCCUCAGAGUAAACGAAGCGUCAUGCACUUUCGCCAGUUCUUGGACGAGUCCCCAAGUCCUCCAGAGCUAUCCCAGAAUAUGGAUACCUUUAAUAGCGUUUACAUGCGAUUUCUUACAUUGACGCUCAUCUGGCUCAAUCGUCUUGUGGAUUUGACAGCGUCAGCCCAACUAGCCGAAAUGCUCCCUAAGUACCGGCUCGAGCAGAAAGUCGUGAUAUCCAAAAUUUCAGAAUGGCUUGGUGCCGUCUACGCUCGUCUUCAUGCUACGCCAGAUCCUUCACAGGACCCAGAAGCCGACCCCAAAGACUGGGUGACCCUACAGCUGAUAGACAUUGGAACGAAAUUAUGUUAUGUAUCAGCUGUAACCUUUUUCGAUCCGAGCCGUAAGGAACUGUCAUCACACCAAUAUACGGGGGGCUUAGUACGGCAAUUGAGGCUUGUAUUGAAGACGAAGGUCUCUUCACCUUACUUCCAGAGAACCAUCCACGAGCGCCUGGCCUUUUCGGCGGCUAAUCUGGCCCGUGAAUGCCGAGAUUCGGAGCUGCGGACAGAAAUCAUAGAUCUAAGCAUGGAAAUUGCCGAUCUAGGAAUCAGCGCGGAUAUGAAGGCCGCCUUACUGGGUUAUCUGACUCUUGCCAAGGUCGAAGAUGGGUAUAGAGAUAAGGCCGGGUGUCUACCGGAGGCAAUGCAGCACGACUGGACAUCCGCCUUUUGGGAUAAGGACCAUACUGUGCUCCACAUCACCAUCACUGCGAGAUAUCCUACUAAGCACAAUCCUCGGCUAAAGAAAUUUGCACUUCGAGCGAGAGAAUGCGGCCUACGCUAA